GUGGCGCACGUCCGCCAGCGCAUGGCGUGGGACUGCGGCCUCGCGUGCGUGCUCAUGGUGCUGAGCGCGGCCGAGUUCCCGCGCUACGACGCGACCUGGGACCGCGUGCACGCGGCCUGCGGCACGCGGAGCGUCUGGACCGUGGACCUGGCCUUUGCGCUGAAGGCGUUCGGAGUUAGGUUUGUGUUCGCGACGAAAACCUUGGGCUGCGACCCGUCCUACCGGGACAUGUCCUUCUACAAGCGCGAGCUGUCCUUGGACGAGCGGCGCGUGGCGGGCCUCUUCGAGCGGGCCUUCGCGGGCGAGAUUUGUUUGAGGAAGGGCACGGUGCCGUCGGACGCGCUCGGCGAGCUUCUGGGGACGCACCGCGCGCUGGUCAUCGCGCUCGUGGACCUGCGCUUCCUCUACUCGCGCACGGCCGUGGGCCGCGCCAUCGCGUCGUUGCCCUACUCCUACACGGGCCACUACAUCGUGCUCACGGGUUUGGACGCCGCGGGCCGCGUCCUCUACAAGGACCCGGCGUCCGCGGGCGAGGACCACGCCAUCGGCCUGGCGGACCUCCACCGCGCGCGCGCGGCCCACGGCACGGACGAGGACCUCAUCCUCGUCGCCGUC
Messenger RNA from Aureococcus anophagefferens, 615 nucleotides. RefSeq lists its product as hypothetical. NCBI's taxonomy places the organism in Eukaryota, Pelagophyceae, Pelagomonadales, Pelagomonadaceae. The annotation marks the transcript as partial. The record is from RefSeq and is a predicted model, not a curated record. The transcript has a single exon.